This is a messenger RNA of Racocetra persica, 1493 nucleotides long. Lineage: Eukaryota; Fungi; Glomeromycota; Glomeromycetes; Diversisporales; Gigasporaceae. The record is from the annotation of a GenBank genome assembly.
CUGCCUUUCGCCAAAGAAGUAAUUUCUUUGCAGCGUGCAUUUACUUAUCUAAAUCUAGCGCAUGCAUGAUGAUCCUUAUGAACAUGGGAUUUUUUCUAACGAUAGUAUUGGGCCAGAUACUUCAAACAAUAUUUUUUGGGCGAUUACGCGCUGUAGAGAUCGAGCAUUUAUAUGAGAGAUCCUGGUAUGCCGUUACGGAAACAUGCUUGGCCAUGACUAUAUUCCGAGACGAAUUCGACACUCGAUUCGUCAUAACAUUUACAACUUUAUUAUUUCUAAAAAUAUUUCAUUGGUUAUGUCAAGAUCGUGUAGAAUUCAUGGAACAAUCGCCGGCCGUGCCGAUGUCCUUUCACGUUCGAAUUGUCUCUUUAAUGGAGAUUCUAUGUGCUAUUGACAUAUAUCUAGUUUACCAUGCUGUUGAUGUCUCUCUUAAAAAUGGUCCAAACAUGAUGAUUAUGUUUGCGUUUGAAUACUCUAUUCUUGGUGCCACGAUUAUAUCCACAUUAUUUAAAUAUGUCUUGAAUGUUAUUGAUAUGAGACGUGAAGAUCCAUGGGAGAAUAAAUCAAUCUAUGUUUUUUAUCUAGAACUCGUGACUGAUUUCUUCAAAUUGAUUACCUAUCUCAUCUUUUUUGCAAUAAUUCUCGUAAAUUACGGCAUCCCUCUACAUAUUAUUCGUGACGUCUACGUUACACUUCGCUCUUUCCUUCAAAAAUGUGGUGAUCUUGUUCGAUAUCGUCGUGCCACUAGGAAUAUGAACGAACGUUAUCCUAAUGCAACUAAUGAUGAACUUGAGCGAUUAAGUGAUCAUAUCAAUGGCAGACCUCAACCUAGACAAGGGAAUAAUGGACCAGGAGAUGUUCCCAAAAAAUUACCCUGUGGCCAUAUUUUCCAUUUUCAUUGUUUGCGUAGUUGGCUGGAAAGACAACAGAGUUGUCCUACUUGUCGUAGACCUGUUUUGUCUGAACAACAACCUACGCCCACUCAACCACCAGCACGUCCCAUCCCACCUCAACACAAUAAUGGACCACAACCUCCUCAGCCUCAGCCACAGUUGCCUGGAAUUCCUUUUGCGAAUCCACCCGGAUUCUUAACAAAUCCAAUUCCAGGAUUCCCCCCAAUGACAUUUUUUCCGCCUCCCGGAAUGCAUGGACAAUGGCAUAUCCCACCCAAUCCCCUUGCUAAUGUGAAUGAGCGUAAUGUUGAUGGGCAGGCAAAUGCGACGACGAGUCAAAAUGCACAACAAUCAACACAAAGUACAGCCCAAAAUUCACAAAAUAACACACAACUUAACACACCUAAUGUCAUAAAUCCAGGAGAUCGGCCAUUAAAUGAGGAAGAAUCUGCUACAACAUCUGGUGCUCAAACAACAACUAAUUCAGAGCCAAGACAAUCUCCAUCCGUGAUGCCUAGAUGGCCAUGGGAUCCAAAUGUUGCAGCAUCAUUUAGGCAAUUAAAUUCGGCUCAACCACCAUCGAUAGGAUACCAACCUUAU